Molecule: messenger RNA, 3291 nt
Organism: Xenopus laevis (African clawed frog)
Lineage: Eukaryota; Metazoa; Chordata; Amphibia; Anura; Pipidae
Exons: 2
Coding region: 176-1222 (348 amino acids)
Source: RefSeq, a predicted model, not a curated record
AGUGAUAGCUGGUGGUCCAAGCUAGGGGUUUGUGCUGUCUGAACAUUUGGAGUGCUAUUACUGAAAUAUAAGGUUUAAAUUAUAUUAAAUUUGACUCAAAAUUGGUUAAAAAAUAAAUUAAAUUUGUCAUUCAAUUAUACAAUAGCUGGUUUAAUUAAGCCUGCUCACCACCACAAUGGCAGAAAGUCAACCCUUCUGUCUGUCUGACCCUAUGUCAAGUGAUGUAAGAAAACGAGUUACAAAUUUAUUUAAGCAUCCAGGGAAGGUUCAUUUUGGAGAUGAGGAAGAUAUUAAAAACCAUUUCCGAAACCUACAAAACUAUAGAGAAAAAGAAAUUAAAGCAUGGUGGCAAAAAGAGACUCUUUUGCAAUACUCAACUGAAGGGAUAGUACCAAGGGGCCUAAGAAUUACGAAAAAGUGGCCCACCUUCAGUAGAGAUGAUGCAGAGUUUAUGCAAGAAUGGAAAAAGAUUUUACAAGAUUGCUCCAUGAACCUGAUUGAGUUGAUAGUAAAACAAAAGGAAAAGGAAUUGAGUAAUAUCAAUGCUGAAAUAAAUGAAAUACAGAAAGAUUUGUCCCACUUUAAAACCAGUGAAUUCUUUGAUGGUUUAAAUGACCAGUUGCAGAAAUAUAUACAAACCUUUGAAAGGAGAGAGAUUGUGCAAAGACAAAAUAAAUUUGAAAGAGAUCAAAUGGAUUAUAAAACAGGACAUAUUUAUUGGUGGAGAAUUGAACGGACUGAACGAAGUAACUUUAACAAUAAAACAAUUUUGAAAAAUCGCAACUAUGGAAAAGCUAAAUAUAACAAUUACAGAGAUGAUACGAUUACUGUGCAAAGCGAUUCUUCUUUUUCCAGCUCAGCGAGUUUUUUAGAAAGCCACGAGGGCCUGGCGUCCCCUGUACAAACAAAGAUGGUGGAAGUAGUGAAAGACCGCGAGACUGUGACGCAACAGGGACCCGCAAGCACCAGCGGGAAACCAAUACCCAGAAUGCAAGGCGGACCGGGAGCCACCAGCGCCAAUAUGGAUGCGCAGUAUCAGGAGGACCGGAGAUACCGCCAAACGGAGAUGCCUUACCCGGAGGAUCGGGGAUAUCGGCAACCGGAAAAGCGCACAGUCUGGAAUCAGCGGUACAAAGGGGACAGACCAGUAGGUGGCGAAAACAACUAUGGAGAACCGCGAAGAUCAAUGCGGCAACCCAAACCGAAUGCGACACGAUACUGACAUUUUAUUUACGAAUGGCCAUAAUGGAGUGGACUUUCACAGAGACACAUCCAUGCACAAAGAAGUUAAAGGCAACUGGUCAAACCACAAGUAUGAAACACACAUGCCUGCUGAUACAACCACUAAUAAUAUUGAAUUAAUUGAGUAUGAGAACAAACCAUUGAAAUUACCAGGACUGGCUACCGCUGAAUUCGCCUCUAAUGAAAUGACAAAUGAUACAGAUUGGGACGAUAAUUCAAUUUUAACCCAACAUGAAAUCGGUUUAUUCUUAAUGGAUGACGACAAUGAAAUGAUAAAUAAUGAACUGUUGCAACCUGAACAAAUAUUGAGUACGGGUGAUUUGGAGGGUGAUAAAUGUAAUGAUGAUGAUCUGUUUAAAAAUGAAUUUUCCAAAGGGGAUCAAGGUGAUUUGUAUAGUGAACAAAUUCUGAAUUUAUCAAAGUAUAAGCUGCAUCUAGAUGAAAUUGAAGUUUUAAAAAAAGGACUAAAUUUCUGUCCAACUGCGCAAAUGAAUCAAUUUAAUGCUUAUGUGGAUGUACAGAAAUUUAUUAGAAAAAUAGCGUUAAAAAAUUUUUUGCAGAUAAAAAAGAGGGAUUAAGCUCGGAUACCUCAUCCUGUGCGAAGGUUGGAAGGCUGAAUUUUAAUGCACAAGAAUUGGAGAUUAUUGAAUUUAUGGAGCAAUGUCAGAGGGAAGGAGAAAGUAAUGAACUGAAUAGAGAGGAUAUACAAUUCCAAGACUCCAUUAAGCAUAGUGGUUUAAAACAAAAUUCAACCUUCCAACCAAAUGUUCCCCCAGGAAGUGGUAUCUUAAUGUAUAGAAAAGCAGUUGAACAAGAUCUAGCUAAGAUUUUCUCUCACAGUUCAUUAAAUUAUAGGUAUAAAGGGAACAUGACUUAUAAACAAAAAAGAGCAAUAUUGAAUUUACAAAAAAAUGAUCAAAUAUGUAUAAAAAAAGCUGACAAGGGAGGUAAAGUGGUUAUCUUGGAUAAAAAUUAUUACAUUAACAUGGUUGAAGAGAUUUUAAAAGAUGGUAGUACCUAUGAAUGUUUAAAGAAUAAUCCCCUGGAGAAACAUAAAAAGGAAAUGAAAGAAAUGUUAUUGUAUGCUAAAGAUUGCGAGGUGCUCGAUGAGACAGAAUACAAUUUUAUAUGGCGUGAAUAUCCUGUCAUGGCACAUAUAUACGCACUACCAAAAGUGCACAAAGAUGCACUCAAACCACCCGGGAGACCGAUAGUCUCCGGAAUCGGAAGUUUGAGUGAAUGUCUGAGUGAAUAUGUUGACUAUUUCCUGAAGGAAAUAGUGGUUAAAAUGCCAGCAUAUUUAAGAGAUAGUCAAGAUGCCAUGAACAAAAUUCAUACUAUUGCAUGGAGAAAACAAUAUGUUUGGGUAACUCUUGACGUUCAAUCUUUAUACUCCAGGAUACACCAUGUAGAUGGAUUGAGAGCUACUAAUAAAUUUUUAAAACAAUAUUUACAAUCAGAUGUCCAAAUCAAUUUCUUGCUGGAAGCCAUUGAAUUUAUUCUGUCUCACAACACCAUGUCCUUUAAUGGUCAGCUUUUUCGCCAAAUAACAGGCACGGCGAUGGGAACGAAAUUUGCGCCCUCAUACGCCGGCCUGUUCAUGGCAAUGUGGGAGGAUGAGUACGUCUUUGGGGCUGACAAUCCAUACGAUGAUGACAUAGUAGGGUGGCAUCGCUAUAUAGACGAUGUCAUCAUGGUAUGGAGUGGCCCGGAAGAUGACUUAAAGGGCUUCCUAAAUUAUGUGAACGACAAUCCAUAUGAUAUCAAAUUUACUAUGCAAUAUCAUGCCAAUCAGAUCGAUUUCCUUGAUCUGACUUUCUAUGUAGAAAAUAAUACAAUAAUGUCUAAAUUAUAUAGAAAAAAGAUAGCAGGAAACACUAUUUUGAGAAAAGAUUCCUAUCAUCCUUUACAUACAGUUAAAUCUAUUCCUUAUGCUCAAUUGGUGAGAAUCUAUCGGAACUGUACAGACAAGGAAAUCUUUGCUCAACAGGCUAAGGAAGAAUGUAUUAGGUUAAAAAGUAGGGGAUAUAGUAAAAGAGACAUAUCAGA